Megalops cyprinoides (Indo-Pacific tarpon) is the source of this 1870-nucleotide messenger RNA. RefSeq names its product glucokinase (hexokinase 4) regulator (gene gckr). Gene Ontology annotation, cellular component: nucleoplasm; mitochondrion; cytosol. The transcript is spliced from 19 exons. The coding region runs from base 1 to 1845 and encodes 614 amino acids. Gene Ontology annotation, molecular function: enzyme inhibitor activity; carbohydrate binding; enzyme binding. NCBI's taxonomy places the organism in Eukaryota, Metazoa, Chordata, Actinopteri, Elopiformes, Megalopidae. The record is from RefSeq and is a predicted model, not a curated record. Gene Ontology annotation, biological process: carbohydrate derivative metabolic process; negative regulation of glucokinase activity; response to fructose.
AUGUUUGCAGCUCAGAAGCCAACUUCUGAAACAGAAGAGACUGGGAGAUGGGCGGUCCCGGAUUAUGAGCCGUCUCUGCCGGUGACAGAAAAAUCAAACCCUCUCACCCGAGAUAUCGAUAGAGCAGCCCCUGCACAGAUGGUCCGGCUGCUGGAGAGCUGUGACACAGAAAUAUUUCAGGAGAGAUGGGAGGGUGUUACGGACUACCAGGGAUUAUUAAGUGAUGCUGUGGUGGGGAAGCUUUGUCAUGUGGCCAAGAAGGUAGAGGAUAUUCUAAAGGCCCCAGAGGACAGUCUUAUCGUCAUGAGUGGGUGUGGCACUUCUGGCCGUCUGGCUUUCCUAUUGGCAACAUCCUUCAACAGACUAUUGAAAGAAAAACAACAAAAGCAGAUCUACUCUUACAUUAUUGCUGGAGGUGACAAGGCCCUUCUGACAUCCCAGGAGGCCCCAGAGGACAGCCCCCACCUGGGAGCACAGAUGUUGGAGAAGGUCUGUGCAGGAAAGAAGCAGGUCCUCUUUAUUGGAAUAUCCUGUGGGUUAUCGGCACCCUUUGUUUCUGGCCAACUGGAUUAUUGUAUGAACAAUCUGAACAUGUUCACACCUGUGCUGAUCGGAUUCAACCCUGUGUGCAUGGCAAGGAAUGAGCCCAUUCCUGGCUGGCCUUUAACCUUUAGAGACGUCGCAGAAAGGAUGGCCGUGCUGCAGGAAACUCACAGAGCAUUCAUCAUUAACCCUAUCGUGGGACCUGAAGCCAUCAGUGGAUCAUCCAGGAUGAAGGGAGGAAGUGCCACCAAAAUCCUGCUAGAAACUGCCCUAUGGACAGGGUACAGAGCAGCUUUCAGCCAUCAGCCAAUCACAGCCAGAGAGGUCGUGGGCCUGAUGAGGGUUCAUGAGACAGUUCACAAAAUCACAUACUCUCAGAGUGAGGGGAUCGCUUUCCUGGUGGAACGUGCAGGGGUGAGCUUGCAGAGGGGAGGGCACGUGUAUUAUGUGGGCUGGCACUCCUUAGGAGUGAUAGGGAUCAUUGAUGCCAGUGAAUGCAUUCCAACAUUUGGAGCAGAACCAGAUGAUAUCUGUGGAUUUAUCAAUGAUGGUUACAGUGAAAUGAGCAACAAAGAGGGAGAUUUAUCUUCACUAGGGCCUGAAUUCCACAUUAGCCACAAAGACUUUGUGAGCACCGUUUUACCCAACGUGACCCAAUCAGACACUGUGAUCUUUGUCUUUACUUUGGAGGAUGACCUGGAUGCUGCUGGAACUCUAGCUGCUCAAGUGAAGGAGAAAACAUCAGAUGUUCAUGCUGUAGCUCAUGCGUUUGGGUCAUGCACCAGUCUGCAAAAUAAUGAAAAGAUCAAAGAUGUGUUUGGGACUGUUUUGAAUGUCACAUGGCCCUGUCCUGAACAAGACGGCUCCUACUUCGUGAAGCUACAGGCAGAGUUGUCGACAAAGUGGAUUUUAAACGCCAUCAGCACAGGAGCUCACAUCUUAAAGGGCAAAAUCUAUCUCAAUUACAUGAUGGACCUAAAGGUGACCAACAGCAAGCUGUUCAGAAGAGCCAUUCAUAUGCUGCAGGCAUUCACCGGCCGCUCCGCAGAGCAGUGCCAUCAGGCUCUCCUGCAGGCCAUCUACAACUCGGAGGACCCAACCGAUGAAACCCGUAAAGCAGGCAUCAGCAUGCACACAGAGCGGGCCAGCAGCAGGGACAAGGUGGUGCCCACUGCCCUGGUUAUUCUGACCCAGAACUGCACUUUGCUUGAAGCCAGAGCUCAGCUGGAUGCUCACACAGUCAUCAGAGACGCGGCUGAGGCCUGUCUCAGAAGAACCCCAGACCACAUCACUGCAAUAUGACCACAGUGUUCACUAAUGAGAUUCA